Molecule: messenger RNA, 3970 nt
Organism: Patella vulgata (common limpet)
Lineage: Eukaryota; Metazoa; Mollusca; Gastropoda; Patellidae
Product: E3 ubiquitin-protein transferase MAEA
Exons: 9
Coding region: 39-1226 (395 amino acids)
Biological process (GO): proteasome-mediated ubiquitin-dependent protein catabolic process
Cellular component (GO): nucleus; cytoplasm; GID complex
Molecular function (GO): protein binding; ubiquitin protein ligase activity
Source: RefSeq, a predicted model, not a curated record
AUUGUACACAUCGAACGCAUCUUCACUGAAAAAAUAAAAUGGACAAGGAACAGAACAUGGCUGAUGUGAAGUCACUUGAGCAUCCCACGUUAAAGGUGCCAUAUGAAGUAUUGAAUAAAAGAUUUCGAGCUGCACAGAAGAAUAUAGAUAGAGAAGUAUCACAUGUACAAAAUGCUGGUAAUGAUUUUGAAAAAUGUCUACAGAAAUCCUCAGUGUCUGUUGGAGAGGUCACUCAAGCUAUUGGUAAUAUGGUAGAAAAAUUGUCAAUUCUAAAGAGAAAGGCUGAUGAAAGUCUUCAGCAUGAGAUAGAUGCUGCUAGAGUUAUUAAAAGAAGAGUUGACCAUUUAAAAGAAGUAGAGAAUUUACCAGAUAGUGCCAAACCAUUAUGGCACAAGAAAAGGUUGGAUCGAAUGAUCGUAGAAUUUUUUCUCCGAAAGGGAUAUUAUAAUUCAGCUUUAAAGUUAGCAAAACAUUCAGAAAUAGAGGAAUUAACAAAUAUAGAUUUGUUUUUAACAUCAAAAGAAGUUGAAGAAUCUCUGAUGAAACAUGAAACAUCUCCAUGUUUGGCCUGGUGCCAUGAUAAUAAAUCAAAACUUAGAAAAAUGAGAAGUACAUUGGAAUUUAAUGUUCACAAACAAGAAUUUAUAGAAUUAGUUCGUAAUAAUAACAGAAUUGAAGCUGUAAGACAUGCCAGGAAAUAUUUUAGUAAUGCCGAUACUGUUCAAAUGCAAGAUGUUCAGAAAGUUAUGGGACUUCUAGCUUUUCCAUCAGACACACAAAUAUUUCCGUACAAGGAAUUAUUUGAUCCAGGACGUUGGCAUAUACUUGUUCUACAAUUUCGCGAAGAAAAUUUUAAACUUCACCAAUUAAACAGUACAUCAGUAUUUACUGCGGCUUUACAUGCUGGUUUGUCAUCACUGAAGACACCUCAUUGUUAUAAAAAAGAUGGAGAUGGUAAAAGUUCAGAUUGUCCAGUCUGUAGUCGACAUCUUAAUGAAAUCGCCAAACCAUUACCUUACGCUCACUGUGCCAAUUCCAGAUUGAUCUGUGCAAUAUCUGGUUGUCCUCUUAAUGAAAAUAAUCCUCCCAUGAUUCUUCCAAAUGGUUAUGUGUAUGGAUUUUCUGCCCUUGCUACAAUGGCAACAGAAAAUGAUGGUCGUGUCGUAUGUCCUAAAACCAAAGAAAUUUUUAGCCUUGAUGAUGCACAAAAAGUCUUUGUUAUGUAAUAAUAAUAUGUGAUAUAUGUUUAUCUAUGCUCUAAUUUACACCAUGCACAUAUUUGUACAUUUUACAUUAAUUUGCAUAAAUGAUGUGUAGAAUAUGUGACAAGCUUUUUUAGUUGAUUUAUUGUAGAUAGUUUUAAUUGAUAUUUGAUGAUAGGAUGACUGGUGAGUAUUCUUUAAAGAUAAAGAUGCAUUAUGUAAGAUUUAGAUAAAGAGCUGGUCACUCUUGGCAUCUUGCUAUUAUAAUUCUAACAUAGAUACAUGAAAGAUAAUAUAUUGAAAAUUUCAGUCCAAUUACUUUUAUUCUGUGCAAAGUUGAUAGUGUUUGAAGUUUUGACAAAAUGUAGCAUAGAUUGUUUAUCUUAGCAACGAUACUUGACAAUCAAGACUAUCAUUAAAUUCUUAAAUGGCUGUGAUGUUCUUAAAAUUGGAGCCAUAGGAUAGCCCAGAUAUUUAAUUAUGGGAUUGUCAUGUUAAUAAAUGUUUAAAUAAUAAUUUAUAUAAGAUUUAAAGCAAAAAAAAGGACCUGCAAUAAACAGAUUUAGCUCUUAUAUAAUGCAUCUUUUUAAAAAAAAAAACAAAAAAAACGCAACUAAUUUUAACGCUAUAAUAAUGCUGUCUGACUUAUAUUUCAUUACUUUAGCAACAUAUCAGUCUGUGAUGUUCUUGAAACCUCUGAGAGGUAAUUUAUCACCAACAUUCAUGUUUUUACUACCAAAUGUUUGAGCUAUAUUCAUUAUAACUUCCACAACCCUACUGGAACCCAUCUUCAGGAAUAUACAAGGAUACAAAUGUAUUUUAGUGAAUAAAGCUUGCUAACACAGGAUGAAAGAUUGUAGCAAACCCUUAUCCUGUGUAAAACUAUCUGAUGCUCUGAGGUAGUUUUCUGUUUGCCAGUGAAACUGGCCAUGAGUCCAAAUAUUCCCCACUGUGUAAAUACCUAGAAAACUAUGGCUAUAUACAAUACUUACAGUACCGGUAGUUAUAAUUUAUGUGGUAUUUGAUCUUCGCAAUUAUCUGUUCACUCACACAAGUUUCAUAACACUAGCAUUUCCAAGGGGUACAAAAAUUUCAUUUGGUAAAUAGGCUAUUUUCUUAAAGUAUCACUUUAAUUUAAUCUGGGACAUCCUUCUUUAAUCUUAACUCCCCACAAAAAACAAUACAGAGAGAAACCUUAUUCUAAUUCAUUUUCUCACCAGAGAGAGAGGUUUAAGGUCCACUUGACACAAAGUAGGUCAGUUCGGGACUGGCAUAUGGAUGAAGCUCAUUUCAAUAAUUCGCUUGCGCAUAGGUGUCUUUAGCAGUGGGAGGAAAUUGGAGGAUCCGGAGAAAACCCAUGAGGUUGGACAGGCAACCCUACUCUUUGUCACGUACAACCAGGGAAUCGAAACCACACCAAUUGACUCAAUGACAGACCUUAUGAUAGAACACGCAUACGCUAACCAUCGGCCAUAUACCCCCCCGCCCACCCCCCACCUGAAGCCUGGUACAUUUCACAACUAAUAUAGUAUUGCAUCUAUAUACAGUAACUUGGUGGUUUAUACAGAUAAAAUAUAAUAUAGGUAUAACAUAUUGUUUAAAUGACAAGUAUAUUCACAAUUUGAUAUUAAUAAGCACAUUACAUGAUAUUAAUAAUAAAACGUGUGGAUAUUUUAUACAUCCUGAAAUGUUAGAUUGAAAGAGUUGAAUAUCUGAUAGUAUAAAAUAGAGACUACACUAGAAAAAUGUGACAAUUUCAUCUGUAUUAAGAGAUUAAUAUAUCUGUAUCAAUGAUCCAGUCAUUUAGUAUCAAAGAUCCCUCAUUGAUAAUUAUCAAAGGUCCAGUCAUUUAUCAAAGAUUUGUAACAAGUUUGUGAAAUCUAACUUUCAUGCUUUUUUAAUUCAGGAGGACAUUUGUACUGAAUAUAAAAAAAAAUCAUUUUCGCUAUAUAAUACUUUUUUUUCUAUUUCCUAAGCUGUUUUCCUUCUAUUAGUUUUCACAAAAUUUUAAGCAAAAAUGUUAUUAGGUGGUUCAUGUGCAGAAUGAACCUCUUUAGAUGAUGUGUUUAACAUUUGACAGUUUAAGCCAAAAAUUAAACUCAACUUAGUGGGUCAAAAUAAGUGCUAGAAUGGAUUUUUUUUUUUUUCAAAGCAGACAGUACACUGUAGGAUUGUACACUAUGUAGACAGAAAGUUUUUCUUUAUUAUCAGUGCAAGUUUCUUUAGUUUGUCUGAUAAUGUGUAUGUUGUGAGAUGGUAAGAACUGAAUUAUGAUAUAUCUUAUAUACAGGGUGACCCAAAUAAAACAACCCAUAAAUUUUUUAUUAAAUCCUACAAAGGUCCAGCAAAUUUCUUGUGUGAGAUCAUUCACCAAAGAACAUGUGUUCGAAUAAUUGACAAUUUUGCGCAACUUAGCAAGUUUGCCUUCAGUGCGGCAGAGACCACUUGGAGUAUAUUUUAGAAAGAAUAUGACUUUUAUGCAAAGCCACCAAAAUGACUGAAACUUUGGGGAAUGAUCUACACAGACUGAUGUUUAAGACCAGCAAAUUUGAUGGACCUUUGUAGGAUUUAAUAAAAAAUUUAUGAGUUCUGUUGGGUUUUUUUGGUCACCCUGUACAUCUAAUAAUACUUAUAUUAUUACAGUUAUUAUUAAGGAUAUCUGAGAUAUAUACUAGUAUACAUGUAUGUAGCGUGAUUAUAAACAUGAGUAAAUCGGAGAAUGUUUUAAGAUGACUAUUUUGAAGAAUAAAGGUUAUAAUGUAUACAUA